CAGAGAGAGAGAGAGAGAGAGAGAGAGAGAGAGGAAUGUUUUUGUGCCUCGCAUCUGAAGUGGGACAGAGGAAAUCUCUUCCCCACCGAUGUACUGAUGUUUAAAGUGUAUUAAAUGGUCUGUUUUCUGACCCGGACUUCAUGUUUGGACCGGCCACAUUUAAAAAAAGCGCCAUGUUGAUGAGCGGAGUUUAAAAUGAGGCCGCAGCGCAGUGAGACACCUUUAUGGAGAUCAGGAGACCUGCAGCUCGGACAGGAAGAUGAUGAAGAUGACAGUCCACAGGAAACCCAGCGUUAUUAAGGUGUUCAGCAAAACCAGGACUCUACACAGUGAUGUGUACUGGGAAGAUCACGCAUCCCAGAAUGCAUUGCUUCUCCUGGAAGACCACGCCCAUCUCACCAUCGGCUCGGAGACACGGGAGAGGCUCCUCCUACUUUCCACAGACUCCCUUAUUGUCGCCAAAACCAAGUCUCUGUAUCUGAAGCUGAAAGCUCGAGUGAGUCUCUCUGACAUUUGGCUCGCUUCCUGUAUACACCGUGUCACAAGCAGGAAGUUCAGCACCAAAACCUCCUUUGUGAUUGGCUGGCCGACAACCAAUUACGUCGUGACGCUGAGCUCUUCAGAGACAAAGGACAAGUGGCUGUGUGCUUUACAAUGGCACAGUGUGAGAGCCAGGCAGCGUUUAAUCCCAAAUCAUAUCAUCCUGAAUGUUCAGCUGUUCGACUCGGUGCUGACAACAGCAGUGAGUGUGGAUGUUCAUUCUACAUCCGAGAGCGUGGUUCAGAGUGUGAUACAGCAGAACGGUCUUACAGGCGGAGUCUCGGACUAUCAGCUUUGUGUGCUGUAUGAUGGAAAGGAGGAAAUGUACCCACUUAUCGGUCAUGAGCUUCCAUACUGCAUCCUGCUCCACUCUUUCCGAGGUCAGAGGUCACAGCACAUGCUCGGUAGACACCAGUGGCACAGCGCUGAUGAACUGCGUGACACUGACGAUGUGAACGAUUCGACAGCACCUCGUUUUAUACUGAAGAACCGAGCUGCGAUACACACACACAUCCAUGCAGGUUCUCUAAAGCACAAGAGGAAAAAGUCUCUGAUUGGAUGGGCUCUGAGGAAAGGAACCGUCCAAUCAGAAGCACAGACCGACCUUCAGCCCACCUCCAACAAGCUGUUUGGCCAAUCACUUGCCUCGGUUUGUCAUGAUGGAAAGCUGCCUAAACCGAUAAUGGAUCUACUGUGUAUGCUGUACCGUGAGGGUCCGGAAACUCUCGGAAUAUUCCGGCGCUCCGCAAACGCCAAGAGCUGCAGGAUCCUGAAGGAGAAGCUGAACUUCGGACAUCGAGUUUCAUUACGUGGAGAAUCUGUGUUUGUCGCGGCGUCUCUCCUCACUGAGUUCCUGCGCAAGUUGCCUGGCAGUGUCUUGGGUUGUGAGCUGUAUGAAGAUUGGAUGAAUGUGAUGGAAGCAGAUGAUCAGCAGUCCAGAUGCUCCUCAGUGAAGAGAGUGUUGGCAAAGUUGCCCCAGGUCAACCGUACACUGUUGUGUUAUGUGUUUGGAGUCCUCCAUCAUAUACACACACACUCGGACGUGAAUCAGAUGACGGCGUCUAAUCUGGCUCUGUGUAUCGCACCUAACAUGCUGUGGAGAGCUACAACUUCGAACCCGGAGCAGGAGAGCCAGAGCACGCUGGAGGUGGCUGCACUCGUCCGCUUCCUGAUAGAGAGCGCUCCCUCCAUCUUUGGCGAUGAAGCGGAAGAGGUUUUUUCUAUGCGCUUGAACACAGCGCAGGAAAACGACGACCUCACAGCCGAGGCCUCCCUGUCUCUCCACUCGUCCUCAGAAGAGACAGAUCUGGACUUUCUUCCUUCUCCUCUCCUCUCUCCGGACCUCGAGCCGUUCCUCCCACUGAGCACUCUCUCCUUGAGUGGAAACAGGAAGUUGCGCCCCUUUAAAGUUGCCACGGAAACCACAGACGGCGCCUACAGCUGCGGCACGCUCGAUUUAGCGUCAACGCAACCGAUCUCGCUCGGUGAAUUCGGCCAAUCGCGGGACAGGUGUCUUUCUGAGCCUUCGAUGUGCUUUGACGCGACGUCUCCUCCCCAAGCCCCGCCCCAUCCUCCAGUCAUCCGGCAGUCCAGCUGCGACAACGCCGUCAUGGAAAACAAGAUCGACCAAUCACAGAGCCCGGUGUUGCAGGGCCGCAGUAGAGGGGCGGGAAAGGGGCGCUACGCUUUCUGGAAGUCACCGCAGUUUCCUGCGCGUUUCCGUCAUCCCGCUCAGCGAUUGGCCAGCGUGUCCAGCCUGUCGUCAACGGCGACGUCGUCUCUCAGCUCACUGGACAGCUUCGAGUACAUCCCGAGUCCGAGCGACGAUAAGCCCCGCCCCUUUUUGUUUGGCACUUCGGCGCGACUGCGGCCGCUGACCCCGGAGAUGCCGAGGAAGCUGUGGAAGAUGGCGUUCACGUAUGAUGAGGUAAAAGACGGAAACGGAAACGGAGAGAGGAACGAAGAGAAAGAGGGAGGAGUUAAAUUUUUGGACGUAAACUUCGAGGACGAGUGUAAAGCGAAAGACGGACGAAAGGGCGAAGAGGAUGGAGAGAUGAAAGAGGACAGAAGUGGAGUGAUGGAGGAGCGAGAUGGAGGGAUGCGAGCAGAGGAACAUGAGACUCCACGCCGUGAUGAAGGCGUCUCAUGCCACAUGCUACUCGAUAACGAGAUCAGGGACCUGGGGAUCGCACACACACUCACACACACACACGCUUGUCCCGUACACACACGACACACUCGCGCGCUGCACACACACUCGCUAACGCUCCCGACCAGACGAGUCAAAACCAGCAGGAUGAAAAUCACGCUGUUCCCCAGCGUGGGCCGGAGGAUGUUCAAGCAGUCCGGCAAGGUUACCAUGGAGACGGGGGGAGAGGCGGUUACCAUGGCGCAGGUGAAAGUACCACAAGCGCUGUUUUACAACCAGGACGUCAACCUCGUGCUUCAGUCGGAAGGAAGGCGGCGCAAGAUUAGCGACGCCGAUGAUGUUUGUACGUGUACCGACGUUCGCGUUAGCAAAGCAACCGAAGACGACGCUAGCCGUGAGCUUAGCAUUAACACAACCGAUAAUGGUUCCUCUCCGAGUGACGCUAGAACUGGUGUCCGAAGUGAAACUGAUGUUAGCCAAACAGUUAGCAACAUUAGCGACAGUAAAUCCGUUAACCAAAGCGCAAGCGAUGUUAGCCAGAGUGAACAUCGAGUUAGCGAUAGCGCUCCUGCUACCACUGACCAGUACCACUACACCAUUAGCAUUAGCAGUACAGGCUGCGAUAGUGACAGCACACAUGUUAGCCAGAGUGCUUCUGCUAGCAUUAGCCAUACGGGUAGCAACAGCAUUGUGGACAGCAUUAGCGACGUCGCAUCUGUUUCCCAUAGUGCUAGCCAGAGCAGCAGUACUACUACUACUACUAGCAUGAGCCACGCGGUUAGCGCUAACAAACUUAGCCACAGUGUUAGCAUUUCUCCCAGUAAUGCUAAUCAGAAUGCAGAUGCGUCUAGCAAAACUUCAAUCCGACAAACCAUACGCAUACGCCUACCAGCUACAGUACGCAACAGCGUCAGAGCGUACUUUAGCCCCGCCCACACACUCACACACACACGCACACACUCAGUGACACACACACACUCAGUGACACACACUCACACACACUCAGUGACGCACACACACACACUGCCCAAAUCCCAGAACAGGCCACUGUUUACUAGCAAACUUCAGUAGCACGAAGCUGUUAGUCAAUAAUUCCUGUGUUAAUUGUGUUAGCAGUUGAUGCUAAGUGUAAUUUUUAUGUAAUUGUAUUUGUAGGGAAUUUUUUUUUAGUAAUUUUCCAGCAUUUCUGAGGUAAAUGUUGACGUUCCGGAUGUUUCGGUGUCACUUUUACUCUCGCUGUGUCUUUACAUUGUGUCCAUAUAGAAGAUUUAACGUAUAUGCUAGCUAGCUAAAUGAUUUAUUUCCAGUCUUUCUGUGUCCCAGUUGCCUAGCAACAGUGUUGUCUCAAGUUUAACCACUUAAAGGUGAAUGUAUUGUGUUUUUGAAUUAACCUAAGCAUAUAUUUUUUUAAAAAUAUCUAUUUUUCAUGAAUAGAAGUUAAAACUUUAUUAUUAUUAUUAUUAUUAUUAUUAUUAUUAUUAUUAUUAUUAUUAUUAAGAAAGUGUUUGUGUCAUGAGGGAAAAGUGGAAGUUUAAUUUACAGAAUCAUAACUGCGAUUGAAGCUAAUCAUUCUGGCUGAGUAAUUUGCUAGCAGAUUUAGCGAAUUAGCCUAGCUACCUAGCUAACUAGCUGUCAUCAAGAUUUCAUGCUCAUUUCCUUCAUGUAAUAAAAUAGAGCUUUUUGGAUUUGAAUAAAAUUAGCAGAAACGUAUCUGUGCUAACUGCAGUAAUUAGUGUAAAGAUGUGAAAUUAGCUUUACGUUAGCAUGCUAACAUCUGUGUAAAGCUAAAGUAACGGAGCCUGAAAUCUGCGACGUAGAUUUUAUUAUUCGAGUUUUAAACACACGGCACUGAAGCGUAUUUAUUAUCAAUAUUUCAGAAUUUAUUCACAAUUAAACUGAUUUAUUCAUGUUUUCUGCACAUUACACGAUUUUUACACCUAAACACACUUCUGAACGCUGUGUAUGUGUGUGUGUGUCUGCGUGUGAGUGCGUGCCUGCGUGCGUGAGUGUGUGUGUGUGUGUGUUUGUGUGUGUGUUUGCGUGUGCGUGUGUGUGUGUGUUUGUGUGUGCGUGUGUGAGUGCGUGAGUGUUUGUGUGAGUGCGUGAGUGUUUGUGUGUGAGUGUGUGUGUGUUUGUGUGUGAGUGCGUGUGUGUUUGUGUGUGUGUGUUUGUGUGAGUGUUUGUGUGAAUGUGUGUUUGUGUGUGCGUGUGUGUGUGAGUGUGUGUGCGUAAGUGUUUGUGUGAGUGUGUGUGUGUUUGUGUGUGUGUUUGUGUGUGUGUUUGUGAGUGUGUUUGUGAGUGUGUUUGUGUGUGUGUUUGUGUGUGUGUGUGUUUGUGUUCUGACACUAAUGUAAAGUUGUUUCUCUGUGUAUUAUUUUAUGCUUCACAUUUUCACUAUAUCAUUAAAAUUCAAUAACAAAUUAAAUCAUUUGUGGGUUUUUUUUUUAAAUUAAAGAUGACCGUAUUUGUUGCAAAUUUCUGUCUGUCUCUCUAUCUGUCUGUCUCUCUAUCUGUCUGUCUGUCUCUCUAUCUGUCUGUCUCUCUAUCUGUCUGUCUGUCUCUCUGUAUCU
This is a messenger RNA of Pangasianodon hypophthalmus (striped catfish), 5259 nucleotides long. RefSeq names its product Rho GTPase activating protein 20b (gene arhgap20b). NCBI's taxonomy places the organism in Eukaryota, Metazoa, Chordata, Actinopteri, Siluriformes, Pangasiidae. Gene Ontology annotation, biological process: regulation of Rho protein signal transduction; signal transduction. The record is from RefSeq and is a predicted model, not a curated record. The coding region runs from base 260 to 3760 and encodes 1166 amino acids. Gene Ontology annotation, molecular function: GTPase activator activity. The transcript has 15 exons.